Molecule: messenger RNA, 1596 nt
Organism: Trichoderma gamsii
Lineage: Eukaryota; Fungi; Ascomycota; Sordariomycetes; Hypocreales; Hypocreaceae
Product: adenylosuccinate lyase
Exons: 15
Coding region: 1-1596 (531 amino acids)
Biological process (GO): 'de novo' AMP biosynthetic process
Cellular component (GO): cytosol
Molecular function (GO): N6-(1,2-dicarboxyethyl)AMP AMP-lyase (fumarate-forming) activity; (S)-2-(5-amino-1-(5-phospho-D-ribosyl)imidazole-4-carboxamido) succinate lyase (fumarate-forming) activity
Source: RefSeq, a predicted model, not a curated record
AUGGCCGAGCAACAGAUCCAGGAGCUGCAGAAGCAGAUUGAGCAGCUCAAGGCGUCCCAGAAGAGCCCUUACGAUGUCUACCAGACAUCCCUGACCAGCCGCUACUGCAGCGCUGAGAUGACGCAGCUCUUCAGCCAGCGGUCGAGGCACUCUACCUGGCGCAAGCUCUGGCUGGGCCUUGCCGAGGCUGAGCACGAGCUGGGCAUCGAUACCAUUACUCCUCAGGCUUUGGAGGAGAUGAAGGCUCAUCUUAUCGUAACCGACGAGGACUUUGAAGCUGCGCGUAUCGAGGAGAGGAUUAGACGUCAUGAUGUCAUGGCUCACGUCCAUGCUUUUGGCCUUGUUGCUCCGGCUGCUGCUGGUGUCAUUCACUACGGAGCCACAUCUUGCUACGUCACUGAUAACGCAGAGCUCAUUCUUCAGGCCAAGGCGCUUGAUUUGUUAAUCCAGAAGCUGUCCAAGGUUAUCUCCAACCUCAAGGCAUUUUCUCUCCAAUGGAAAUCUGAACCUACAUUGGCCUACACCCAUCUGCAGAGCGCUCAGCCCAUCACAGUUGGCCGUCGCUCGGCCCAAUGGCUUCAGGAUCUCACUUUCGACUUGGAAAAUCUCGAAACUGUUCGCGCAAAUCUCAAGUUCCGAGGUGCCCAGGGAACCACCGGAACACAGGCAUCCUUCUUGGAAAUGUAUGUUCACACCUGCGGCAUCAAACACGCAUGCCAGACCCAAACCACAAGUCAGUCUACUAACCGCCCAAUUCACAGCUUCCAAGGCGAUCACGCCAAGUGCGACAAGCUGAACGGGAUUCUUUGCAAAAAGUUUGGAUUCCCAGCCUGCUAUGAUAUCUCUACCCAGACAUACACGCGCAAGGUUGAUCUCAUCAUUGCUCAGGCAGUGGCCGGCAUCGGAGCUAGCGCUCACAAGAUUGCGAACGAUAUUCGUUUGCUAGCAAACUUCAAGGAGAUUGAGGAACCCUUUGAGGCCAAACAGAUCGGUUCUUCGGCCAUGGCAUACAAGCGCAACCCAAUGAGGAGCGAGAGAAUCUGCUCUCUGUCUCGUGCCCUGAUGUCUAAGCCAGCUUCUUUUGCCAACACUCUGUCCACACAAUGGAUGGAGCGAACACUGGACGAUUCUGCCAUCAGACGAAUGGACAUUCCUGAGAUGAUGCUGCUCGCAGAGGCUGUCCUCAUCGGCCUGGACAACGUUACAGAUGGUCUCGUUGUCUACCCGGCACGAAUUCGAAGCAGAUUCCUUGAGGAGUUGCCCUUUAUGGUGACCGAGGCGAUCAUCAUGAAGAUUGUGGCCAAGGGCGGUUCAAGACAAGAGGCACACGAGGAGAUCCGUGUCAUCUCACGCCAAGCUGCAAGCGUUGUGAAGAUGGAGGGCAAGCCGAAUGACUUGAUUGAGCGUAUUCGCAACACUGAGUACUUCAAGCCCAUCUGGGACGAGCUUGACGGCAUGAUGAAGCCCGAGUUGUAUGUCGGCCGUAGUGUCGAAAUUGUCGAGAGAUACUGCGGCGCUGGUGGCCCCGUGGAGAAGUUACUUGCUCCAUACAAGGAGUACCUCGCCCAGUCCACCACUGCGCAGCUGAACGUUUAA